Molecule: messenger RNA, 780 nt
Organism: Fomitiporia mediterranea MF3/22
Lineage: Eukaryota; Fungi; Basidiomycota; Agaricomycetes; Hymenochaetales; Hymenochaetaceae
Exons: 4
Coding region: 1-780 (259 amino acids)
Source: RefSeq, a predicted model, not a curated record
AUGUCUGCACCAUAUUCUUCACAGCAAACUCUGCCUGGGCUUGAGGGCGACGAGUCUAUUGAAUUCAAAACAUUAGAAGAGAUACAGAGAGGAGAAAUAAUCCUUGCACCAACACCCGGGCUCAGAACAGUAAGCGGGAAAAUUAAUUUCAUAUGGUCGUACAUGCAGGGGGGUCAGCAUGGCACUAUGUUUCAUAAGCAGAUUGUAUUAACGAGAGACGCGGGCAGAGGCCGGUUGAGGACGGUGAUGAUGACUAGUCUCGGAAAGACUGAUAUCGGAAAGACAAUUUUGGAUAGGUAUUAUGAUGUUCCAGAGGAUCAAAGGCGAGGGGUAUCGAAAGAUGAAUGGAUGAAGAAUAUAAGAUAUUUUGUACCCGUGGCUCCAACACUGCACGAGGAUGUUAGUGGCGGACAGUACGGGCAGUCCCAAUUGACAGUUACGUUUAAAAAUGGAGAGAAUCCGUUGUCAUAUGCACACUGGGUAUUUGUUGCGAAGAAAUUUUCCGUUUCGCCACUGGACUGGCCAGGAUAUGAAGGAAAGGGGGCGAAGAUUAGUAGCACUUUUGUUUGGCCGCUCACUAGGCUGGUUGAGGCAACUGAACAGGAGCUGGGGGAGAUCAGCGUUCCGGAGGCACGGGUAGCACAGACUGGGGCCACAGAACAUCAGAUCAGCCGAGAGACUCCAAUGCCUGGUGGAGGUCCGGAGCCCCAGGUGGUCAAAGCUGAUAGGAGAGCAUACGAACAAAGAUCAGUAGCUAGUACUCCUUGGACAUGUACCUAG